Phacochoerus africanus (Common warthog) is the source of this 2072-nucleotide messenger RNA. RefSeq names its product interleukin 21 (gene IL21). NCBI's taxonomy places the organism in Eukaryota, Metazoa, Chordata, Mammalia, Artiodactyla, Suidae. The record is from RefSeq and is a predicted model, not a curated record. The coding region runs from base 277 to 738 and encodes 153 amino acids. Gene Ontology annotation, molecular function: cytokine receptor binding. The transcript is spliced from 5 exons. Gene Ontology annotation, biological process: positive regulation of natural killer cell mediated cytotoxicity; immune response. Gene Ontology annotation, cellular component: extracellular region.
CACCCAUUUCUCUCUUUUCCUGUCUAAGAUGCAGAUGGGGCAUAUUUCGUUGACUCCAUCAAUCCCUGCCCCCACGCAUUAGCACAUGCACACGUAUACCUAGCCAGUGGAAAAGAAAAAAGAGUUACUCACAUUCAUCCAUUUUACAAAGAUUUCCAGGCUGCAAUGGGAGGGUUUUACCUCUCCCUGAAGGAUGAAUAAAUAGGUAGCUUUACUGACAACCUGUUCACAAACUGAAGUGAAAACCAAGACCAAGGUCUUGCCCUACUGGCACUUAUGAGAUCCAGUCCUGGCAACAUGGAGAAAAUAGUCAUCUGCCUGAUGGUCAUCUUCUCAGGCACAGUGGCCCAUAAAUCAAGCUUCCAAGGACAAGAUCGCCUCUUGAUUAGACUGCGUCAACUUAUAGACACUGUUGAUCAGCUGAAAAAUUAUGUUCAUGACUUGGACCCUGAAUUGCUGCCAGCUCCAGAAGAUGUACAGAGACACUGUGAGCAGUCAGCUUUUUCAUGUUUUCAGAAGGUCGAACUAAAGUCAGCAAAUACGGGAGACAAUGAAAAUAUAAUCAAUGUAUUAAUUAAACAGCUGAAGAGGAAACUACCUCCCACAAAUGCAGGGAGAAGACAGAAACAUGGGAUAACAUGUCCUACAUGUGAUUCGUAUGAGAAAAAACCAAUCAAAGAAUUCCUAGAAAGACUGAAAUCGCUCAUCCAAAAGAUGAUUCAUCAGCGUCUCUCCUAGAAUACAAGGAAUAUGAAGGUUCCUGAAGAUCUCACUUGAAGCUGGACACUAUAUCAUACACUCUAACACAGCAGUGAAACUCACUUCUUGGUAUUCCAAAUGGAGGAGUACAAUAUUUUGGUGAUGGGGAAAAACUCAGAUAAGUGUUCAAAGCCAGGGUUAUUUCUCCAAAAUCACUAUGCAGUACUUCAGUUUGAUCCACAGGCUCUGCUUGGUCAACUUGAAAAAUCUUUCUCCUCAAUUAGAGUCUAAUUUCCUGUGUGAUAGAUUUCUAUGACUUCUAAAGUUUUUACUUCAUCUUACUUCUCAACUAUGAAAUUUCUUGGAGAAGCUCAAAAGUAUUAAGCAAAAACACAGACUGGGAAUUUAUUGAUCUUAUAUUAACCUUGAUCUUGAUAUGACAAGAGUGAGGUUUCUGCUGAUCAAAACUUAAAAGUUGUAAAGCUUUACUCGACCUGAAAAAUAUAGAAGCAUGGGGUCAAAAUCAAAGUUGAAGCCUUUAUUCUUUUAAGGAAAUGAAAACUGAGUGCUUAAAACCUGUAUCUGAAGAGGAAGAGGUUCUUAUCUCAGAAUGUCUAACAUAUAAAUCUGUGGUUUAUUUAUGUACCAGGGGAAUAGCUUUACCAAAUGUCUCCAAAAAGACUGACUUUAUUGAGCUUUAUCAAAUAUUUAAAUCCUAUAGAUAUGAAUGUAUUUAUGGAAUAGACUCUUUUAGUCCUGUUUUUUCCUCUAAGUGGUGUACCUUUCCCAAUUCAAGUUUCUUUAAAAGCUAACAUUCUAAGCCUGUGGAAAUGGCAGCUGAAACCUGUAGAGGGUCAUAUAUUAGAUGGUCUUCUGGAAUCAAACAGAAUUUUAAAAAGUCUUGUAGCUCUCGUCUCAAAUUGUUAUAAUUAUUGUAUGGGAGCGAGCCAAUAACACCAAAUGUCUAUUUCCUUCUUUCUUCCUUUCCUUUUUAAAAAUUCUUUUUUGACAGACACUUUGUGUUUUCAUGCUUUGUAUAAGGCAAAUUCAUCACCUAUAUGAAAUCAAAAUCAGGAGACAAAUCAGGAGUCCGGGACUCCUGUCCUAGUAGAAAACAGACUUUUGCAGAAGCAUCCCAAUCUUUCAACCAUGGGUAGGAAAACAAGCAACCUGCUCUAACUGCCGUUUCAUAUCAGCUCCAGCAGUCUAUUUAAAUAUAAAGUUAAAAACGCUAGAAAAAUAAAAUUUUCACUAGAAUAUUAUAAGCUAUUUGAGAAUUUCUUAUUGUUAAAAUGGCUGUGAGUGUGCAAGAGGAUGUUGAAUGGAAAAUGCUAUAUGCUCUGAAAAGAAAAAUGAUCUACUUAUGAAUAUUU